AUGGGUCUUUGUAUAACAAAACCAAUAACAAAACAACCUAAAACUCUCAUUCGUCUUAUCAAAGUUGAAAACGAGAAUUACAACCCAAAACCCACAACACUGCCUGAUCUCCAGGCCAAGAUAUUAUAAUUGUGGGUGAAGCUCGAAAAAAAAUUGAAUAAGUUAGUUCACUGUGAAAGAACACAUAAAAUCCUAGAAUUAAAGAAACAAAUUCAAAACAUUCUGAGUAAAUCAAAAAGUACUACCAUUCCUGAAAUUACAAUUGGAAUCAUUGUGGAGCAUAUGGAAAAAAUAGCAUUCGAGAUUGAAGAGUUAAUUCGAGAAGAGUUAUUAGUUGAAGACAUUGCUAAUAAGUUCAAUCGAUUCUAUACUUAAAUUCUAGAACUUUCUCUAGAAUUCUAUAAUUGGAAGAAUGUCUAAAAUGCAGAUAAGACUCAAGUAUCAAGUUUUAUUUGA
Molecule: messenger RNA, 456 nt
Organism: Paramecium tetraurelia
Lineage: Eukaryota; Ciliophora; Oligohymenophorea; Peniculida; Parameciidae
Exons: 1
Source: RefSeq, a predicted model, not a curated record